Molecule: messenger RNA, 1644 nt
Organism: Momordica charantia (bitter melon)
Lineage: Eukaryota; Viridiplantae; Streptophyta; Magnoliopsida; Cucurbitales; Cucurbitaceae
Product: putative polygalacturonase At1g80170
Biological process (GO): carbohydrate metabolic process
Molecular function (GO): polygalacturonase activity
Source: RefSeq, a predicted model, not a curated record
AUGGCUAUGAAAUGGAUGGCAGGUCUUGUAGUAGUUUUACUACUAGUACUAUGUCUGAUAUUUGGAUUAAAGCAUCAUCCAGAAAGCAAUAAUGAUGAUGCUAUAGACUAUAAUGACAUUGAUGUGGUUCAAUAUGGGGCAGCUGGGGAUGGAAUUACAGAUGAUUCACAAGCAUUUCUAAAGGCUUGGGAGGCUGUUUGUGAAGCUACAACUCCCUCAGCUAUGCUAGUACCAUCUCGCAGAACAUUCUUUUUGAACCCAGUGAAGUUCCAAGGCCCAUGCGUGUCCUCCAGUGUUGGUGUUAAGCUUACUUGGGAAGUGCAGAUUCUUGGGAAAAUUGUGGCUCCGAGUGACAUUGAUGCUUGGAAAGAAUUUGACGUGGAAAAUUGGUUGCUCUUCUCUAAUGUGAGUAGACUUGUCAUACGAGGGAGUGGCCAAAUUGAUGGGCAAGGAGCUGCUUGGUGGGGCCGGAAAUCACAUGGUAGACCCACGGCACUGGCGUUUUACGACUGCGACAGCCUUCGGCUAUCUGAAUUAACACACAUUAACAGUCCAAAAAGCCACAUGCACAUAGUUCGCUGCAAUGACACAUCCAUCUCUCAACUGCAGAUAUUAGCACCUGAGGAUAGUCCCAACACGGAUGGUGUCGAUGUCAGCUAUUCGACCAACGUUCAGAUUCAGAACUGCAAAAUUGCAACAGGUGAUGAUUGUAUUUCUAUUAGCGAGGGCUGCUCCAAUAUCCAUAUCGCAAACAUCCAGUGCGGACCAGGUCAUGGCAUAAGUAUUGGUAGCUUGGGAGAAAAUGGGGUGACAACCAAUGUAGAAGAAGUGAGAGUUCAAAAUUGUCACCUGAAAGGGACCAUGUAUGGAGCAAGGAUCAAAACUUGGCAGGGGGGAUCUGGAUAUGCAAGGAAGGUAUCCUUUCAAGGAAUCACACUGGAUCAAGUUAAGAAUCCAAUCCUGAUCGACCAGUAUUACUGCAACGGUAAAAAUGGCUGCAAAAACCAGACAUCAGCUGUCCAAGUGAGUGAUGUUUUGUACCAAGGAUUUCAUGGAACAUCUGCAACAGAGGUCGCAAUCAAAUUAAGUUGUAGUGAAAGUGUAGGCUGCAGCAACCUUGCAUUUGAAGAUAUUGAGAUAAAAUCUGCAGAUUCUGAUAAAAUCACACAGUCCUCAUGUUAUAAUUCCAAUGGAAGAUCUACAAAUACAGUUCCAGCCAUAGAUUGUUUGUUGCCACUGAUGAAUUCUUGAAAGAACAUCUGUGAAUGCAUCUGGUAAAGGAAGCAAUUUUACAGGCUCCCACUGGAAGAAAUGAUUGAUUUUUUUUUUCCAGACUAACGAUCUUACAUCAGUAGCAUACUCAGCUGCACCGUAUCCUAGUUCUGGUUUAGUUUGUACCAUUUAUUUUUACCCAUACAACAUUGGACAAUGUCUAUUACAAUAUGAUGUCUACUGAAAAAAACCACAUCAACAAUGCUAACCCUUUUUAAAGAUAUACUUCAGCAGAUAGACACUAUUAUGUUGGUCAAUUUCUURGAUGGAGUAAAAAUUGAAACACAGACAAUGAAUGCUAUACAGAUAUAUGAGGGGAAGAAAUAUUCUACUGCAACAAACACAGUCAAUCAAAGCAACUGACUAAGCGAA